AAAGCCAACUCAUAAAAGAGAAACUUAACCUAGUUUCUAGCUGUUUAUUAUCUUGCACCACCGGCAAGGCAAUCUUCUCUUUCUUUCUUAGUACUCUCAAUGUGUCUAAAUAGUACGGAUAUUUUUUCAGCAAACUAACAAAUAUAGCACUCACUCUCCAAUGCAUUCCAACAAUACCCUUUUCAACCUUUAGAAAAAAAUAAUAUCUCUCCAGUCUCUUCUCCACACUUCUUCAUACUCAUAAUACUCAUAAUCUCUCUCUUGUACUUGUUUCAAAUCUCCAAACAUGAGUAACAAACAAGACAUGAUGAAAAUUCAGAAUUGUCUUCUCAAGGUUAAUAUCCACUGUGAAGGCUGUGAGCAGAAAGUAAAGAAACUUCUUCAGAAAAUUGAAGGGGUGUAUUCUGUGAAUAUAGAUGCGGAACAAGGGAAAGUUUUGGUGUCAGGUCAUGUAGAUCCGGCUAAGCUUAUAAAGAAGCUGAAAAGUUCAGGGAAACAUGCUGAACUAUGGGGUGGCCAGAGAAGCAUGGUGUUCAAUCAAAAUCAAAACUUUCAACAGCAACAGCCUCAGUUUAAGAACGUGCAAAUGGAGAACAACAAAGGAGGUAAGAACAAUAAGGCUCAGAAUCAGAAGGGUCAGAAAGGUGGAGGUGGUGGUGUUCAAGUUGCACAGUUUCAGAAUCCUAAAGGGGGGAAAGAUCUGAAAGGGGGGAACAAAUCUCAGAAACAUGUUAAUUUUGACUUGUCUGAGGAGGAGUUUGAUGAGAGUGAUGGUGAUUUCGACGAUGACUAUGAUGAUGAAGAUGAUUUUGAUGAUGAUGAAGAAGAUGAUUUUGGUCAUGGGCAUGGUAAUGGUCAAGCUCAUGGUAAUGGAUUUGGGCAUCCUAUGCAAAAUAACAAGAUGAUGGCUAUGAUGGGUAAUGGCCGUGGGCCACAGCUAGGGCCUGGUGGUAUGAUGAAUGGGCCUGGUGGUAUGAACAACCAUAAAGGUAAUGGUUUUGGUGGUGGGGGUGGAGGGGGAGGUGGUAAUUAUGCAUCUGCCAAAAAAGGUGAUGUUUUAGAUCUACCUAUGCAGAUGAAGAGUAAAGGUGGGAAUUACGGCGAGGUGAAAAAUGGGAAAAAAGGCGGUGGGGGUGGUGAAGAUGGUGGUAAAAAGAACAAAGAAGGUGGAAAGAAAAAAGGUGAAAGUGAUUGGGGAGAUGAAAAAAAUAGUGGCAAGAAAAAGAAUGGUAAAAGCAAAAAUAGUGGUGGUGGCUUCCUAGUUAAGUUUCUAGGCCUUGGAAAAAAGAGCAAGAAGGGAAGUGGAAGUGAAGCAACAAACAAGAACAAAAACAAUGGAGGAGGAGGUGGAAACAAAGGGAAAGAAGGUAAGAAAGGUGGAUCAAAAUUGGAUAAACUUGAUUUUGAUUUUCAAGAUUUUGAUAUCAGUACUCCUCAUGGUAAAAAUGGUAAAGGUGGAAAUGGAAAUGGAAAAGGUAAUCCUAAUCCUGCCAAGGGUAAUAAUAAUAGUCAUGGUAACAAUAAUGGAAAUAUGGGCCAAAUGGGCCAGAUGGGUCAGAUGGGAUCAAUGAAUAGGAUGGCUCCAAUGGGGCAAAUGGGUCCAAUGGACCACAUGAGGCCGGCGGUGCAAGGAUUACCGGCGGGAGCAGCGGCUGCGAUGAACGGUGGUUAUUAUCAAGGAAUGCAGCAGAUGCAGAUGCAACCGAAUCCUUAUCAGCAACAACAGCAGCAACAACAGCAAUAUAUGGCAGCUAUGAUGAUGCAGCAACAACAGCAACAACAGCAGCAACUACAGCAAGCGAAUAUGAACGGUAUGUAUCCGCCACAUAUGAUGUAUGGAGGAGGAAGGCCACAUCCAUCAAUGAACUACAUGCCACCACCACCAAUGCCAUCACACCCUAUGGCAGAUCCUAUUACUCAUGUUUUCAGUGAUGAGAACACUGAGAGUUGCAGCAUCAUGUAAAGUAGUUAGUAAUUUACUAGUGGCUAGUUUGUUUUUCAGGUUCUAUUAUUUUGUCUUUUUGGGUCCAUUAAUUUUUUGUUGCAGUGUUAGGGAAAAUGUGCAAGGUUUUAGGGAUGGAUUUAUCUGAUAUAUCAUAUGCGGUUUGUUUUA
Messenger RNA from Vicia villosa (hairy vetch), 2113 nucleotides. Its product is annotated as heavy metal-associated isoprenylated plant protein 34-like. The coding region runs from base 287 to 1963 and encodes 558 amino acids. The transcript has 3 exons. Gene Ontology annotation, molecular function: metal ion binding. The record is from RefSeq and is a predicted model, not a curated record. NCBI's taxonomy places the organism in Eukaryota, Viridiplantae, Streptophyta, Magnoliopsida, Fabales, Fabaceae.